Messenger RNA from Pelobates fuscus (common spadefoot toad), 3520 nucleotides. It is a transcript of the gene CBARP, whose product is annotated as CACN subunit beta associated regulatory protein. Bases 175 to 2382 code for a protein of 735 amino acids. Gene Ontology annotation, biological process: negative regulation of voltage-gated calcium channel activity; negative regulation of calcium ion-dependent exocytosis. Gene Ontology annotation, cellular component: secretory granule; plasma membrane. The transcript is spliced from 10 exons. Lineage: Eukaryota; Metazoa; Chordata; Amphibia; Anura; Pelobatidae. Gene Ontology annotation, molecular function: transmembrane transporter binding. The record is from RefSeq and is a predicted model, not a curated record.
GGUGGGCGGAGGCUUUUUCUCCGGGCUUCAUUCAUAAAUCCUCAGGCCGGUGACGGAGCUGCAGCUCAGAACUGGACCCGGAGGUGAGAACCGGGUACCGGGCAUUCAGCAUCCCCCGGGGGAGGAGGAGGGAGGAGUGGGCAUGAGCGGGGCCCGUACUGAAGGUGUCAGAUCAUGAGCUAUGAGUCACCUGCACUAGAGAAUAUAACUGACACUUCCACGGUUGCUCCGAGUACCCCACCUCAGGAUGGGUACGUGCUACUCUUGGUUCUGCUUUCCAUCUUCAUUGGUGGAACACUACUUCUGCUCACCGGGGUCCUGAUUCUUUGCAGACGUUGCUGUGAUUCUCGCCUGCGAUUCUCUAGGCCAAGUGAUGAUGCAGAGAAAACAAACACUUCUUAUGUGGAUGAAUCUCAACCCACCCAUGACAUAACCAUACACAUUGAGGAUGCAGAGUCUUUGUUGGCCUCAGGUCUCCGUGAUGCAGAAUCAGGCAGAUUUUUGUGUACAGCUUCAAGUGGCAGAAGGGUCUCAUUCAAUGAGGGAGCCCUGUGUGGACAAGAGAAGAAAGAAAGGGACCGUGGCAGAAGGUAUACUCUGACUGAAGGAGACUUCCACUAUCUUAAGAAUGCACGAUUGACACUUCCCCCACUUCCUUCUCUACCUCCCACUGCUCUACACAUCCUAACCAUACAUGAGAGUGAGGGAGGGGAAAGCAGCAGUAGUGGUGGCACAUCAGAGACUCGACCCACCUCCCCUAGCAAGUCCAACAUCUCUAUAUAUCAGCCACCUCGCAGUUCUCCAAUUCCACUCACGCGUCUGUCACUCAGCCCAAGCUCUGCCCUUCCAGGAGAUGCAUAUAACUCUGUGGCUGACACAAGUUUUAUGGAUACUCCAAAGCGCAGCCCACUUACCCCAAGACAGAGCCCCGCCAGUGCUAGGUUUGAUCUAAGCAGUCAUCCAUCUCAGGGAGAUGGAAGCUCAGAUGUGGCUCCCACUCGAAGUCAUGGUGCUGUCCUUCACUUCUUCAAUCGUCUACGGCGCCAUGCAAGUUUGGAAGGAGCAAGCCCUUAUCUUAAAAUCAAGAAAUGGAAGCUAGGCAGUGUGCAGAGAGCAAGCAGCCUAGAUACCAGAGGGUCUCCAAAGCGGCACCAGUUUCAGCGGCAGAGAGCAGCAAGUGAGAGUGCUGAACGUGAUGAUAUCAUACAGUACAUAGCCCAUACUCAAGACACUGCAUUCCCUUCCAGCCAAGGAACGUUCAUCUCACACCACGGGACCCCACCACAAUCUCUCGGCAGGUUAGACCAUGGGGAGGAUGGGUCUCUCUCAGACAUAGGGACCACCGAGCAAACUCAGCUCCCUCCCCAGUGUGAUAUAUGGAGCCUGCGUGCAUCGCUAGAGAUCUGUGCUUCCGACCAAAGCAGCAGCAACAAUGACCGUGACUCAGUUCGCAGUGAUGCAGACAGUGUAAGUUCCUUAAGUGGUCUCCCUAGCCUCCCCUCUCAAGACCUUCCAGAUGGCCGUCCUGCGCGGAGUGCUGAGCCGGAAACAGGACCACGUAAGCUUUUACAGAUGGACAGUGGUUAUGCCUCCAUUGAAGCUCCUUGCAGGCCCCCUGAAGAGUCAUGCAGUCCACAUCGAGAUAAAACUGCAUCUGAGAAGAGACUCUUUUUUACACAUGCUGGGCGUAAAGGAACAGUAUUUGAAAGCUUGGAAGGGCGUCUGUAUGAACAAGGAGCUUCUGGAGGGGAGGAGGAGGCCUGGUUCCCACACCAUGCCCAGACCUUGACUCCUCGAGAGGCAGUGUCACGCAGAGAUUACAGCAUUGAUGAGAAAACAGAUGCAUUAUUUAAUGAAUUUUUAAGGCAUGAUCCACAGUAUGAUGACUCUCCCCUUCGUAUGAAACAUCGUUCCCGUGCUCACUUGCGCAAGCAAUGGCAGAGAACCAAGCAGUACAGCGAUCCCGGCAUUCGUUUCCCCCCAGCACUUGAAAAACAUCGUGCUCCCCAAAUGCGCAGGGGAGAUAGUGCCAAUUACCUACCUGACACUCGAUACCACAGCACUUUGCCACGUAUUGCAAGCUCUACUGAUGAGGAAGGGACAGAUGGCUGUCCACAGAGCCCAUCCUCCCUUACCCCAGAAGAGAAAAUUCAGGCCAUAGAGGAAGAGCCUUCUGAGCAUAUCCCUGCCCCUGAUGAACCCCCUAUUGUCCCAGAGGACCCUGAGCAAGACUAUGGCUAUGGGCCGCAAACCACAGAGUUGCUUGAUAAAAUAGGUGCAGGACUUGAAGCACAUCUGUAUCAGAGCAUUCAGAGGACAGCACGCAGCCCUGAGAGGCUCUGCACAGUGGCACAUGUAUCACCAGAUCACAGUCCUGUUUAAGGCAGUUAAAAUAGCAUCUCAAGUCUCACAUACAAGGCAGGAGUGUCAUCUCCUGAAACAUGGAGCAAAAUGUGUGAGGAGUUGUCAGAGUUAAUAUACAGAUCACUACUACUAGAAAGCACAGUGCCAAAUGAUAGACCUCUGAAGGCCCAUUCACUCACUGCUACACAUUGUGCCAUACAAACACAAAGCAUGACUGUAAAGACAUACAGCACAUACACACUGCACUCCUGUACUCAGCAUGGAGAUCAACACCAUCACGCAUUCAUUCAUGGAAAGCGGUACAGUUAUCUUCCAAGCAAUAUGAAGUUUCUUCCUGAAUGCCGGAUAAUAAGCACUCCCCUCAGGGACCCUGCAAAUUGGGGUGGCAAUGUGUGGACCCUCAGCUCUCAAUGUGGUUGCUGCACAUCCGGCUCUGUCUACCCAAAAAAUGAACUGUCUGGCACAAGAGAGGGUGGGUUGGGGGAGGAGGGCUUCAGGGGCUAGAUUGUUUUGCACCAGGGUGGGAGGGUGGAAUGUAUUUAUUUUUUUAAAGAUUUCUUGUUAUUUGGAGAUUAAGUGGUUCUUCCUCUGUAUUCUCACAGUAGCACAUGGUGGGGUACAGGAGGUAUUUAAAUAAUAUCUUCCCACUUCUGCUGUGUAUUUGUCCUUAUUACAUAAGACAGCACAUUAUAAUUGGGAGCAUGUGUGUAUGUAAGAAAGUGAAGACAGUGGUAUAAACAACUGGAGCAAUAUUUUCUGAAAAUGUGAUUUUAGUUUUCCUCCAGCCAUGAUCCCAUCCUUGUUCUUCCUGGAUCCCAUAUAAUGAGCUCAGCAGAUUGGAGUGUGGACCACCAGCACUCACUCAGUGUGGUUACUACACAUCUGGCUCUGUCUAUUCAAAAACUAAAAUGGUUGGCACACGAAGGGGGAGGGGAGUGGAGCGUAUCAGGGGCUAAUGUUUUCUUGUACGAGGGUGGGUGGAUUUUUUUUUUUUUAUUUAUUAAAAGGUUUCUUGGUACAUGGGGUUCUUGCCCUGUAGUCUUACAGUAACAGAUUGUGUGACUAGAGGAGAUCUUUAAAUAAUCUAUUUCCACCUCUGCUGUGUAUUUCUCCUUAUUAAUAUAACACCCUUGUAACUGGGAGCAUGUGUGUAUGC